Molecule: messenger RNA, 1591 nt
Organism: Penaeus vannamei (Pacific white shrimp)
Lineage: Eukaryota; Metazoa; Arthropoda; Malacostraca; Decapoda; Penaeidae
Source: RefSeq, a predicted model, not a curated record
AGUGUAGUAGUAUGAUGGGAGGCAUGCGCCACUUCUCAGUCCACCUGGGUGCAGGGCCGCGGUGGUGGGUUUGAUGCCCCCAUGCCGCCUACAUGUCUACUAGUGCAGAGGGCAGCGGCGUGGGGAAACCAUCAGAGCCCCCUGUGGCCGGCACGCGGUCCAAACCUGUGUCGGGUACUGAAGUAGUGUCUGCGGCUCAGAGUGGGUGUGCCCAUCUGAGCUUUGAAUUCCAACUGGCGGAGCAGACAACGGUUGUGUGGGAAACUGUUGUAGUUGGCCGUCGCCUCUACUUGUCAAUUGUGCACUUACCAGAGGGCAGCAAGGAGGCGUUUGUGUCACUGCUGGAGUAUGCUGAGGAAGUCCUUGGCUGCUCUCAUGUGCUAAUCUGCUUCAAGAAGGAUCGCAGUGAUCGAGCUAUGCUCAUCCGCACCUUCAUGUUCCUCGGGUUUGAGGCCAUUCCACCUGGCCAUCCGAUGGCACCCGCCAACAGUGAUCACUUCUACAUGCUCUAUGAGAUCGAGUAGUAUUGUCACAGGUCAAUGUUUCUGUAUUGUGGUUGGGUUUUGAUAGAUUGCAGAUUGUUCUUUCCCCUAUUUAUGAAUGAAUAAUAUCUGCAAGUUUUGUAUUUCACAGGUUUUGAUUUUCAGAAAUGUCAGAAGUGAUGAUUGAAUUAGAGGGAAGAACAAUGUACAGUCUUUUUAACCCAAGAAUUGUCUGGUUUCCCCAAGCUGAGUCUUGUUGUUGUGGAGUGGGUUGGAAAUUGCUUCGUGGCAGGUAGAGGGCAGAGAGUAAGUGCCUUACUGCUGCACCACUUACGAGUAACUCACCGAAUUGCUGUAUUGACGUACGGCUUCCUGUUACUUCACCAUAAAGACUGGAGCAACAUGUAACUUGUAUUGGGCAGAUAUUCUAUAGUUUGAACAUAUAUAUAUUUUCUUUCUUUGAGUGAUUUUAUAUAAUAAGGAAACUGUGGACCAAAGAUGUUCUCUCCUGUGCUUGUGUUUGAGGUUUCAUUUGUAAUUUCAUUCGGCAUAUUCUUAUGAUGUGCAAAAAGUAUGCCCUAAAUAGUAGUUCAAUAAGGCUUAUUUUAGCAUUCCUAAAUUUGAUAAAGAAAAUGAGCAUUAUUGAUCCACGGCUUGACUUUGCUGAUGGCAUCAGUGAUCAAAAUGGCAUCCUACGAUCUGAUCCUAUAUCAAGCUCUUUCCAACAAACUCCACCAUAACCUCUGCUGUUUGCUACUAGUAGGACAUGUAUAAAUAUAAAUCUCCAAAAAAAAAAGUAUUAAAAAAAAAAGUGGAAAACAAUAAAAUGUAAAAAAAAAAGAUGACAAAAAAGAAAAAAAACAAAGUUGAUCUUCAUUCCAUGUAUGUUUUUUGAAUCUUUGUAGAUUCCCAGUAUGUUAUUCUUUCAUUUUAUCACAUGUGAUUCUACCAUUUUAUUCAGAUAUGUAGAUGUGCAGUUUACAGUGGCACUUGUAGUUCUUCACGAGUCACCAUUAUGAUUUUGUAUUAUAAGAUAUUUCCUUUCAUUGUACUGGGAGAAACAAUCAGUGAUUUCUUUUGUUCAUAUAUUCAAUAAAUCACACAAUAAA